AUGUCUCUCCUGGGAGUAACACUUCUGCUCUCAGUCCCGCCUGCUGGCGAAAGUAUCUCGACUGCUGAAGACACUCCAUUAUGCAAAUAUCCAAUUUCAUCACGAAAACUGGCCAAAGAAUCAACUGGUCAACUCUUCUCUCCUUUUAUUGCUGUGAUUUACGCUUGGCAAAGUCAGAAAAAAAGCAUCCCUGGACAUUUCGAUCAAACACAGAAAAGACAUUCGAAGUGA
Messenger RNA from Brugia pahangi, 231 nucleotides. NCBI's taxonomy places the organism in Eukaryota, Metazoa, Nematoda, Chromadorea, Rhabditida, Onchocercidae. The record is from the annotation of a GenBank genome assembly.